This is a messenger RNA of Recurvomyces mirabilis, 1710 nucleotides long. RefSeq lists its product as uncharacterized. Lineage: Eukaryota; Fungi; Ascomycota; Dothideomycetes; Mycosphaerellales; Teratosphaeriaceae. The coding region runs from base 1 to 1710 and encodes 569 amino acids. Gene Ontology annotation, cellular component: cytoplasm. The record is from RefSeq and is a predicted model, not a curated record. The transcript is spliced from 5 exons.
AUGGCCGCCGCGAUCCCAGCAACGCGGACCGCUAGUAACCGACAGCCUUCACCGAACAGCUUGCAGCCAGCCAACCUGGCAUCCAACAAUCCUUUCCGCAAUCGCGCGACCUCGCCGGCGCCGGCGGGCACGAGCCCGAACGAUAACGCCAACAUGCGCCCAGUAUCCAAAAACCCGUUCCUGGACGAUAGCGAGGUCAUGAUGAGUCCGCCGAAGAAGAGUACGACGACCAGCGGCAAUGGCUUGACGGAAGACAUCUUUUGUAACGCGCCGAGUAACGCGUCCCUGCUCGACCCCUCCACCGUCACUUUUUUGCACAUGUUGGGAGAUCUCCUGUGUCCCUUGCAUGAUAAGGAGCAGAACUUGUACACAAACAUUAUGGAUCGCUUCAAGAUCUUCAGUAAGCGUUUUGCUGACUAUCCUCUCCUACAACAGAAGGAUCUCUCGCUGCUGGAUAAACCGGCGGGUAAUGGUACUGCACCGCCGAACAAGAACGGUCUUCCACCUCCUCGACCUGUAGGCGCACCUCCACCAUCUGGCGCUAGUCGCGACAGACGUCCACCACCACCUCGAGGAGGCCCUCCUAGUCCUGGAAAGAGAGACCAGAAGCCUCGACCACGCGGGAUGUCCGAAUCCUCAGUCAUGGAUGAGAAGGAGAGGCGGGACCGCCGUGAGCGCGAGCGCAUCGAUAGGCCCGAGAGGACCGAAUCAGAGGAGCGCAGAAGGCGUGAGAGGCGGCGAGAGCGCGAAGAUAGGCACAAGAGGGAGAAGGAAAAGAUUCGCAAGGGUGAUCGUCCGAUGAAGAAGCCGCAGGGUUUGGAUAUCAUUGAUAAGCUCGACGUUACUGGGAUUUAUGGUCAAGGACUCUUCCACCACGACGGCCCCUUCGACGCCUGCAACCCGCACCGUAACGCCAAAGGCGGCCGCCGUCCACCACCCAUGCAAGCUUUUCCCGAAGGCAGCGCAAACAUGGCUCUUGGCGGCGCAGGUCCAGUCCGCUCACGCAUUGACCUGGACAAAUUCCACGGCCGAGGCGAAGACGCCUUCUCCGAUUACGCCGUUACCCGGAAAGCAGAUACCGCCACUAUUGUCAACCCACACGAUCGCGUCGAACCCGUCCACGGCAACGAGACUGAAGGCCUAGGAACUUCCACUUUCCUCGAUGGUGCACCAGCCAGUAGAGCGGCACUGCAGCGACGAGAGUCCGAGGACCCAACCCAAAUGGACGGAGGAGCCAUGGGAGGUGGACUCACACGAAAACAGUCAAUCGUCCAGCGCUUCAGAGGCAUGUCCAAUUCCCGCCGCGGUGGCGCAGCCGGUCUACGCAGUCCAGAGGCACGCUAUAACGACGCCAUCGAAAUCAGCCCUCCACGCUACGGAAGCAACAAGGCUGUUUCCGCCGGUGGACCCGCUCGAGCUGUAUACACGAAGGAGAAUGAGAUCAACCCGUUUGACAACGACUACGAUGCCGCGUUCGAGAAGAAAGGGGCUGAGAUCCGCACGGUGGAGCAACAGGGUGGACUCGCGCCACGACCGAGCAGCAAUGGUCUUACUAGGAGUGUGACUGCUGACUCGCCGGCUGUGAGGGGGAGCUCGAAUGAAGAGGAUAGGCCGGUGGCGGCUAGUAGUUCUGGGACUGGUGGGUUCUUGAAUAGGAUGAAGUCGCUCAAGGGUGGGAGAAGGGCGAGACCGGAGAGGAGGGAUACGUGA